UCAUGGCGGCGACAAUACUGUACAAUAUGUGAAACUUGGGUGCCGACACAAACAGAUUUUGGUAGGAUGCAGGUAGCGGAAAUUAGAGUUAUCAGAAUAGUCAAAGGAUAUACGAAAAGAGACUGGAUCAAAAACAAAGGCAUAAAGAAGAACUUCAUGUAGAGACCUUAAAUAUAAAAAUAAUUGAAUACCGUGUGAAAUGAAUAGAACACUUAUCAAGGAAGGACAAUACCAGAUUACCAAAAAUUGCUUAUAACUAUAACUCCAGGGCAAGACGAAACUUGGGACAACCCAAAAAACCGUGGAGAUAUUUGUGAACUCGGAAUAGGCAAUUAUGCCUAUCCCAUGAAGUGGAGAAGAAGAGGAAGAAGAAGACGGUAUUUUCCACAUUGUUUAUUACUGUGAUAUUUCCGAGCGCCACCGUUUGCUGAGUGAGGUUAGAGCAAUCUACGUUGCGUCAUACUCCAUAUGGCUGAUGUUUGAAAUGCUGAUGUGUAUAGCAGUUGUGUUUAACGCUAUUUAUAUUGUGCUUUAAAAUAAAGUAUAUCGGUGAAAAAUGCCUGGAAGUGUAGCUAUCGUGAACGGCAAUGCCGAAGCCAUGGAAAGUGAAUCAGGCCAAGGAGUAGGACCUCCGAAGACAGCAAAACAGUUAGAAAAAGAAGCAAGAAAAUUAGCAAAACUUGAGAAAUUUAAACAGAAGCAGGAUAAGCAAAGGGAUCCACCAGCCCAAACGAAGGAAAAAUUCGAGAAAAAGGAAAAGAAACUGGAAGUGAAAGAUGCAGCAUUAUACACCAUUCUAACAAGAGAAGGAGAAAAAAAGAAUGUCACGUGUCCUAUGCCUAAUGCAUAUAGUCCUCAGUUUGUUGAGGCAGCAUGGUACAGUUGGUGGGAGAAGCAGGGGUUCUUUAAACCUGAAUAUGUGAGUAAGAGUGUGUUAGAACACAAUCCCAAAGGGAAGUUUGUGAUGGUGAUUCCUCCGCCAAAUGUGACUGGUUCAUUACAUCUUGGCCAUGCCCUGACAAAUGCAAUUCAGGAUGCUCUUACUAGAUGGCAUCGGAUGAAAGGCCGUACAGUUCUCUGGAAUCCAGGCUGUGAUCAUGCUGGUAUUGCAACACAGGUUGUAGUUGAGAAGAGACUGUGGAGGGAAGAGAACAAAACCAGACAUGACAUUGGGCGAGAGAAAUUCAUUGAAAAAAUUUGGGAGUGGCGUAGACAGAAGGGUGACACAAUCUAUAUGCAGUUGAGGAAACUGGGCUCCUCUUUUGAUUGGUCAAGAGCCUGUUUUACUAUGGAUCCAAAGUUGUGUAGAGCUGUGACAGAAGCCUUUGUCCGGUUGCACGAGGAAGGGGUUAUUUAUCGCAGUAACAGACUUGUGAAUUGGUCUUGCACAUUGAAGUCUGCUAUUUCUGAUAUUGAGGUGGAUAAAAUAGAGUUGAGUGGACGUUCCUUACUCUCAAUCCCAGGCUAUGAAGAGAAGGUGGAGUUUGGUGUGUUGACAUCCUUUGCGUAUAAAGUAGAUGGUAGUGAAGAUGAGGUGGUCGUGGCUACCACACGUGUCGAGACUAUGUUGGGAGACACGGCUGUUGCAGUGCAUCCUGAUGACCCGCGUUACAAGCACCUGCAUGGAAAAUUUGUUGUACAUCCUUUCUGUGACAGGAAGUUGCCAAUUGUGUGUGAUGAGUAUGUGGAGAGGGAAUUUGGCACAGGUGCUGUGAAAAUAACUCCUGCACAUGAUGCUAAUGAUUAUGAUAUUGGUAAACGUCAUAAUCUUCCUUUUAUUACUAUUUUUAGUGAUGAUGGAAAUAUCAUCGGUGAUUAUGGAUCAUUUUCUGGUAUGAAAAGGUUCCAUGCACGUAAAGCCAUAACUGAUGCUUUGAAAGAAAGAGGAUUAUAUCAGGACACUGUAAACAACCCAAUGGUGGUUCCAAUAUGUAGCAGAUCAAAAGAUGUUGUUGAACCACUCAUCAAACCACAGUGGUAUGUAAGAUGUGAUGAAAUGGCAAAAUCUGCAAAAGAAGCUGUAAGCAGAGGUGAACUGAACAUCAUUCCUGAACACCACAAAAAAAUAUGGUUCCAUUGGAUGGAUAAUAUUAGAGAUUGGUGUGUAUCAAGACAGCUGUGGUGGGGGCAUAGAAUUCCAGCAUAUUUUAUUACUGUGGAUGAUCCUUCCAUUCCAGCAGGCAAUGAAAUAGAUAAUGAAUACUGGGUCAGCGGACGUAACAGAGAAGAAGCAUUGGAAAAAGCAUCCAAGAAAUUUGGAGUUCCAAGUUCAAAAAUAUCACUUAAGCAGGAUGAAGAUGUCCUUGAUACGUGGUUCUCCUCAGGCCUGUUUCCAUUCUCAAUAUUUGGCUGGCCAGAUGAGACGGAAGAUCUUGAAGCAUUUUAUCCGGGAACACUAUUGGAAACAGGACAUGAUAUUCUUUUCUUCUGGGUGGCUCGGAUGGUGUUCUUUGGGCAGAAACUCUUGAAAAAACUUCCGUUUCGGGAAGUAUAUCUCCAUCCGAUUGUUCGAGAUGCUCAUGGUAGAAAAAUGAGCAAGUCCCUCGGAAAUGUUAUUGAUCCAAUGGAUGUGAUAUCAGGUAUCACUUUAGAGAACCUGCAUCAACAGCUUCAUAGCAGUAAUCUGGAUCCAAAAGAAAUUGAAAAGGCUAAGGAGGGACAAAAACAAGACUAUCCAAAUGGCAUACCAGAAUGUGGUACUGAUGCUCUGAGGUUUGCACUUUGUGCAUACAUAUCACAAGGCCGGGAUAUCAAUUUGGACAUCCUUCGUGUUCAGGGAUAUCGAUUCUUCUGUAAUAAAUUAUGGAAUGCAACAAGAUUUGCCCUUAUGUAUUUGGGUAAUGACUUCAAACCUAAUCAGAAGAUUGAGAAUGGAAGUUUUGGAAGCACACACGAGAAAAACAAAUGUGUAAUAAACUCAUCAGGCUUGAAAAAUAUUGAAUCAGUAGUUUCAGAAUGCAUGCAGCAUAAAGAUUUGUUGCAGUCAGAUGAAAUUCAGGAAGUUCUGAAUUUGUACUUUGGAGAUCACAGCUACUUGGAUGGGUUCACCCCGUCGCAUGCUGAUGUUGUUGUAUUUGAAGCUUUUGGAAAUAGUGGCGUGUGUAAUGCAGGCAUAAUAGACAAGUAUCCACAUUUGCAAAGAUGGCUUAAGCACAUUGGCAGUUUUGGUGAAGAUAGAAGCUGCUUCAGAUCAUCCGAAUUGGCAAGCAGAUGCAAGGUGGUUGGGAAUGAGACAGCAAUGGACCUGUGGAUGCUCAGUCGCAUAUCAGUAGCAGUAGAACAGUGUAAUAAAGGAUUUGAAAAUUAUGACUUUGCAAUGGUUACUACGGCCUGUUACAAUCUUUGGUUGUAUGAUCUUUGUGACGUAUACCUAGAGUACUUGAAGCCAGUGUUUCAAAGCAAGGACAGUACAGCCAUAGUUACAGCUCAGACAGUCCUGUAUAAGUGUCUUCAUGUGGGACUUCGCUUACUCUCACCAUUCAUGCCCUUUAUUACAGAAGAACUAUUUCAGCGGCUUCCCUACUCAACAGAACAGCAUUCUAGCAUCUGUAUUGCACCAUAUCCUGAUUUACAUGAGUGUCCAUGGAAAAAUACUGAAAUUGAAUCUGAAGUUGAGUUUGCACAGAAGAUUAUCCACAUUGUGAGGUCUGCAAGGUCAGAUUACAAUCUUCCAAACAAGGUCAAAACUGAAGCUUACAUACUAUGUUCUGAUGAUAUGUCUACAAUUAUGUGCAAAUACCAGUCUGCUGUGUGUACCUUGGCUUAUUGUUCGAAAGUGGAAGUUUGUGCCUCUCCACCACAGGGCUGUGCUAUACUCACAGUGUCAGACAAGUGUGAGGUGCACUUAUUACUAAAGGGACUUAUUGAUCCAGCCAAAGAACUACUGAAACUUCAAAAGAAACAAGACCAACUUGAACAACAAGUAAGCAAAUUGAAGCAGGCAAUGGCUGCACCAGACUACAGUAUCAAAGUCCCGGAGGAAGUGCGUCUGACCAAUACUGACAAGCUGACACAGACAGAAGGAGAACUGGUGCGACUCAUAUCUGCUAUGACUGCACUUAAAACCAUGCAGUAGUGUUACAGUAAAAGCGCUUCAGUCACUUCUGCAUUAUAAAAGUAUUAUUAGUCUAUGGAACUAAUACAGAAGCUUUUUGCCUCUGCAGAACAGAUGUGGUUCCUCUGCAAGAUGUAUCAUGUAGCAAUCAUGACACUGCUCUCUUGUACAAAUGUCUUUUUCGUAGAUAGUUACGGAUUUCACCUAGCUUUCUUUAACUGUUGAACACUCCCUUUAGGUACAUUUAAUGUUUAAGUUAUAAGGAUUAACAUAAAUCUGCGAAGCUCUAUUACCCAUAGGUACAGUCCGUGUGGAACUGUAGACGGAGUUAAUUUUAUGUUCCUGUACUGGUAUUAUUCUGAAGAGAACUUUAAUGGAGAAAAUUUUACACAAGCAUAAUAGGCUUGAGAUUGUACAAGGAAUUAACUGUAUGGAGCACAGUCGUUGUGAAGCACGUACUGUACUCAGUUAGUCAAGUAAUGGCCCACCUUUUACGAAACCCAGAGGUUUGAUAUUACUGUGAUCACAAGAGUCCGCUACCAGUCCUCAUUCUGACACAGAUGAAUCCAGUUGAUGCUCCCACCUAAUUUUCAUAAGAACUGUUUUAAUAGUAUCCUCCCAAAUAUGCCUGGUUGAGAUUUCAUUCUUGAAUAUAAAAUGAAAAUCUUCUGUUUGAGGACAUCAGAUGAGGUAUGAGUGUCGCAUAAUGUUCAUAUUGACAACUGUGAGUGCCAGAGGAUGUCGACCUUCUCUUGAACAGAUGCUGUAACCUGAAUACAAAAUAUGCAUCUUUCGUUGAUGAGUGUUAUUCAAACAAUACAGAAAUAGGUAAGGAAACGUUAGCAUAGUGGAAUAGUUAUGGCACAUUUUCCAGAAUUUAAUCUUUAUGAAUGGUUGGGGAAUUCUGCAGCUGGGAUUCCCCACACAGGAGGCCCUAGGUGCAGAAUUUGCCCACUCAGAUGUCACUUCAGAUCACAGACGUCUUCUAGGCAGACUCAAAUCCCUUCUACAUCAGGCACCUGCAGUGAACACUUUUGUGUUGCUAACUCGAGAUCUCACCUACAAAUAAAUUGUAGAUUUCUGUCUUCUGGGUUGUUGCGCUGUGUAGUCUGGUCGAUGCUAACCAACGUUUCGGAGGUCAUACUGCCUCCGUCAUCAUACUCAUCGCCCUGAUGACGGAGGCAAUAUGACCUCUGAAACGUUGGUUAACAUCGACCAGACUACACAGCGCAACAACCCAGAAGACGGAAAUCUUCAUAUUGACUGCUGUGAAAACAUCAAAUCUUACUUAAAUAACAUGUAGUAUCAAGCCAAGGGAGGAAGGGUAAGAUUAGAAAGAUUUCUGGUCAGAGGCAGAAGGGUGUACAAAAGAAAGAGCAAAACCCAGAACCAGAAAGGGAAUGAGCCUAAAAAAGAGAACCACUAAAGUAUUUUAAAGUCCUGUCAAAAGAAGUAUAAUGCCAGUGACUGUACUGAACACUGCAAUUUGAUAUCCUGAAUUAGUCAGUGGAUCUUAAUAAUUUUAUGAAGAAGUCUGGCUUUUUGCAUUUGGUGCAGAUGAAAUCUGACCAUUCACCUAAUAAGAAUCUCGCUGUGGCAGUAUAGUCGGGUAUGGCAGAAAUUAUACUCUAAAGGUUUAGGUUAAAUUCUUUUGUUGUGGACUGAGGUGUUAAAUAUGAGUGAUCAGUGCAGCUGAAUGGACUUUAAAUCCAUUAAUUACCCAAUUAGGUGAACUGAAUGUAACUGUUACGAAACUGGUGUCUUUAAAAGUAAUGAUGUUUGUAUAAAUGAGCAUAUGCUUGAAUGCAAAGGAAUUGUGACUUUCCCGAUUGUCUUCACAGUAUACAUUUUAAAACUGUAGUAAUCAUAUUUAAUAUUAAAUUAUUUGAAGUAAACCAUUUCUUCUUUAAGGAACCCUCGUAUGUAACCUGACCAAAAUAAACAUGCAUUUUCCACUGU
Messenger RNA from Zootermopsis nevadensis, 6013 nucleotides. It is a transcript of the gene ValRS, whose product is annotated as Valyl-tRNA synthetase. Gene Ontology annotation, biological process: valyl-tRNA aminoacylation. NCBI's taxonomy places the organism in Eukaryota, Metazoa, Arthropoda, Insecta, Blattodea, Termopsidae. The record is from RefSeq and is a predicted model, not a curated record. Gene Ontology annotation, molecular function: valine-tRNA ligase activity; aminoacyl-tRNA deacylase activity; ATP binding. Gene Ontology annotation, cellular component: cytosol.